UCGUUCGACACUUGUUUGAUGUGGAAAGUCCUGAAUGGUUUUUGGAGUGGAGCGCAGUUAUUGGGGAGGGUGGGACUCCGGCAAGUGCGCUUUAUCCUUCCUCUCCAAAGACAAGCCAGGUACACACAGCAACUGUCAGCUCACCGCAAUCAGCCUUCAGCUUAACAACGAAAGAACGGCUUCCAUUGCUGCAGUUGUUCCAGCUCUGGUUCGUAGAAUGAGUUACUACUUGGAUCCAGUUUCCUCCUGUCAAGCUCUUCAACCACCUGACUGUCUGGGUGUAAUGAGGCCAAGUGGUGGUAUGACAGGUACUAUGGUACCACAGAUGCAACCUCCUGCGGUGUGCCACCCACAAAACCCAGCCCCAGCCAGACCUCUGUACGCCCACCACAUCACCCUGCAAGAGGUGCCCAAUGGACCAGAGUGCAGCCCUAAUGAUCUGGAGUGUGCAGAUGUUCCUUUACUAACUCCAGGAAGCAAAGAGAUGAUGUCACAGGCUUUACUGGCCACGUUCAGUGGCUUUACCAGGGAGCAACAGCGACUCUCCAUCCCUAAAGACCCCCGGGAAUGGACAGAUGCCCAUGUGAGAGAAUGGUUAACCUGGACGGUAAAUGAGUUCAGUCUGAAGAAUGUGGACUUCCAUAAGUUCAGCAUGAAUGGGGCAAAUCUCUGUGCACUGGGCAAAGAACGCUUCCUUGACCUGGCACCAGACUUCGUAGGUGACAUCCUCUGGGAGCAUUUAGAGAUGCUGCAGAAAGAAGACCCGAAGCAUUUCCCUGUCAACGGUCUGACCUCCAGCUUUCAGGAAUCCCGCUACCCCUCAGACUACUUUUUCAACUAUGGCAUAGAGCAUCCCCAGUGUGUCCCUCCUUCAGAAUACUCAGAGCCAAGCUUCAUAACAGAGACUUACCAGACCCUUCACCCAAUUAGCUCAGAAGACCUGCUGUCACUCAAAUAUGAGAGCGAGUAUCCAAAUGUUAUCCUGCGGGACACACCUCUCAAUCCUCUGCAGGGAGAUUACUUUUCAGUCAAACAGGAAGUUGUGUCACCUGACAAUAUGUGUGUGGGCCGCAUUAGCAGAGGAAAGCUGGGAGGUCAGGAUUCAUUUGAGAGCAUUGAAAGUUUCGAGAGCUGUGAUAGGCUGACACAGUCCUGGAGCAGUCAGUCAUCGUUCAACAGUCUACAGAGAGUUCCCUCCUAUGACAGCUUCGACUCAGAGGACUACCCUACUGCACUGCAUGGACACAAACCAAAGGGUACCUUCAAAGACUAUGUACGGGAGCGCUCAGACCUCAUCAAGGACAAACCGGUCAUUCCGGCAGCUGCGCUCGCUGGGUACACAGGCAGUGGGCCCAUUCAACUCUGGCAGUUUCUGUUGGAGCUCUUGACAGACAAAUCCUGCCAGUCCUUCAUCAGCUGGACUGGAGAUGGCUGGGAGUUCAAACUCUCUGACCCUGAUGAGGUGGCACGUAGAUGGGGCAAGAGGAAAAACAAGCCCAAGAUGAACUAUGAGAAGUUGAGUCGUGGUCUACGCUACUACUAUGACAAAAACAUCAUCCACAAGACGUCUGGCAAGCGUUACGUCUACCGUUUUGUUUGUGACUUGAAAAGCCUGCUGGGAUACACUCCAGAAGAGCUCCACAACAUGUUAGACGUGAAGCCUGACAUGGAUGAGUAAAGUUUGGACAGGGGAAAGAAGAGAACAGGCUGUAAACCAUCCCUCAAAUACUCUGGAGAAAUGUGGUGCCCAUUUUUCGGGGUCCGGUCACAUUCCAUUUUAACACCUUGUCCUGGUCCAGUCUUGUUUUGAAAUCAUAAUGAACACAGUGACAAAAGCAUCAAAACAUUUAACAAAGUUUAUAAUCUGUAGACUUUGUGCUUCUGUAUUGUUUAGAGUUCUGCGUGGAAGGGAAAACUGUACGUUCAGGUGGAACUGCCUUUUUGACCCAGUAGCACACACACCAGACUGCAAAUGCAGGGCGGGCCAGGAAUGAACAAGGACUUAUUGUAGAUGGACAUUUCAUGGACUGAAAACUUUGGUUAUUAAACAUGUUGCCAAAAUUAGAGACAAAAGGAAUAUCACAGAAAUAUUUACUAUUAAGUUACGUAUUGUUUCUGUCUCCUUGCAUUCUCCUCAUGAGGGUUCUCAGCUGGACCAAAAAAAAAAAAAAAAAACAAUCCUUAAAGAUAUAUAUGUGCCAGUAUUAAUUUGUGUAGAUCACUUGUAUUAAGGUGCUGUUUAAUGUCUAGACAGAGAUUGUGCCGUUUUAUACAUUUUCAUAUGCAGAAGAUGAAGGUUCCUUGAAGUCACACUGUGCUAAGACAUUCCACUCCAUUUGUUUUAAGGUCAUAGUUGGUUAUGGGUUGCUCUUACCACAAUGUCCACAGUUGAAAAUGUUGUUUUUGAGCAACAGACCAUAAUAGAUACCAGAGUCUUGCCCGUUUUCAGUUGAGAGAAAUGUUUCUCAGUCAAACUGAGAGUGAGUGCGAGACACGAAUGAAAGUGGCCGUUGACUGAACAACGGUGACUGUCACUGCACAUGUCUCAACGGCACAUCUGUGGUGAAAAAAAUAAGUGCAUUUGUGACACUUCUAGUGUCAUUUCAUGAGUUAUAGUAGGACAAAAGACAUCAAACAUUUUUUGUCUUGGUUUUUUGGUUUGUACUCUUCAUGAAUACUUUUCCUUUGUCAUUUUAAAGCGUUGCCUUAAUAUAUCACGUGAUAUUAACAUGUUUAUGAACUUACUCUGUAUCUCUGGUAGACUGAAAAGCAUGGGGGUAGGUGACAACUGAAAUGUCAUGUAGCUGGGGCCUCUUGUCAAUUGAAUAGUUGCUGGCAGUGUUAGACAAGCGCUUAGUUAAGAGUUAACUGAAAUGAAAGCCAUAAAAUCUACAAGUUUGAGCAUUCGCAGGAAAAAAGUCAUGAUGUGAGGUAUUUUAACAGUUUUUAGCCAUGGUGAAAAGUACAUACUUUAGCAUGCAUCUUAAGGGUCAGACCCCUGACAAAUGAAGUUUAAAGUCAAAAGUAAGUGUGAUGGAUUUUGCAGUGGCAGUGAAAGCAAUAAAAGAUCAACUGGACAGAGUAUUGUUUUUUCAAGAUGGUUUGAGAAAGUGGCUAUUAACUGUUUAUUGGAUGACGUUAUGCACAUUAGAUACUUAUAUUUAAGAUUAAAAGUACACCAGAUGAUGUUAAUACUUUUUCGGCAGCUUUAGAAACAUGAUGGCAUGGAUGAUGAUCUGAUAGCAUGGUUAGCGGAAGGCAUCAUCAUAAACAAGAUUUAAAUGCACAGUCUAAAAAUGGGAAUAAGCAGUUUCGUAAUGGUUCAUUUAGAUGCAGUGUUAUGGACUAUUUUAGUCAUCGCAGGGUGUAACUUUAAAAUCUGAAUUUACAUUACAGUGUCCUUCAAAUUGCAUAAAUAGUGAAUUAUAGUUAUGAAAAACAUACUUUACUGCACAUUUGGUGUGAUAACACAUGAAUAUUGUAAUCAGUUACAUUAAUGUGCAACAUGGACACUGUAAUGUAUAGUGUAAACCAAUAUUUGCAUUACUUUUAAAAAGUGAAAUAGACAAUAUGUGAAUGGCAGUAAGUUGUAUUUCGUGCUGGCUUUUCUAAUUCAGCAUGGCAUUUCGACUGUGUCACUGUGUGGGAAGGGUCUCGUACACAAGACCUUGUGGGAAAAGCCAGAGUAAAGAAAGUUUUUCUAAGAAAACAAAUGUUAUUGUUUACAGUGGCAGAAUGCUACCCGUCCAGAUUGGUGUAGCUUAGAAUUGUGUAUUUUUACAGAUAACAUUUCCUAAAAUUGCAAGAUUCAAAAAUAAGCCAGAGACAGAGUUGUAGUCAUUUCCAAACUCAUGAGAUGUAUGUGAGAAUGUGUUUUGCAGAAGAGCAGAGAAUGCAUAUCUUUUGAAUUCAGUGAAAGUUUGCCAUACUGUACCUGCCACCAAAUGGGUUAUGUCACCUGAACAAGCAGUUUAUAUUGCUAAAGUGUCUCACUGGAAUAACAACAGAGCUUAUUUACAGCAGUUGGGCAAGGCAGCAUACUUUUGUUAACCCUCACAGUGAUGUUACCUGACAUAUUAUUAAACCACACAUCAGAACGGCAGCGAUAUGUUUCAUGGAAACAUGACAUUCUUACUUUUUUCUUUCUUUUGAAGAGUCAAGAUCAUAAUGCAGUUAUGUCCCAAAUAUAUGAUUGUAAUAAUUGCAAAAGUGAUGUAUUUGUGUGAAAAUGCACACUUUUGGCAGACGCAUACAUGCAUAAACAUAUUGGUGUGCUUUUUGUAUUAUUUCCCCACAAUUUUGCCUUAUUUUGUAUAUUUUAUAUUUCUGUAUUUUUUUGUUAAAUGAGAAUUUUAAUGUAUUUAGUUCGGAAACAUUUGAUAUUUUUCAAUAAUUUAUAUUUUAUAACUUUGAAAUAUGAGAUGCAGACAGCUGGUGCUUUCAUGGGAAAAUUACGGUAGCGCAGGACAAAAUGUAGCGAAUUGUCUUUUAUAUGAAAAAGAAGAAAAAAAGAAAAAAGUUGAAUUUGAGGAAUUAAAAAACCUGUCUGCUUAUACAGUUCUGUAUAGAUAAAGGCUGAUGCUGGCCCAUCAUUAUGUUCCGCUGGAGAGUUUUAUAAACAGUAGCUUCUAUUUCUUAUUGUACUUUAAAUUGUUAUGCUAUAAAAGUAUACGUGGAUAAAA
This is a messenger RNA of Myxocyprinus asiaticus (Chinese sucker), 4682 nucleotides long. It is a transcript of the gene ets1, whose product is annotated as v-ets avian erythroblastosis virus E26 oncogene homolog 1. Gene Ontology annotation, biological process: cell differentiation; regulation of transcription by RNA polymerase II. The transcript has 10 exons. Gene Ontology annotation, cellular component: nucleus. Bases 35 to 1678 code for a protein of 547 amino acids. The record is from RefSeq and is a predicted model, not a curated record. Gene Ontology annotation, molecular function: sequence-specific DNA binding; DNA-binding transcription factor activity, RNA polymerase II-specific. Lineage: Eukaryota; Metazoa; Chordata; Actinopteri; Cypriniformes; Catostomidae.